Vicia villosa (hairy vetch) is the source of this 1517-nucleotide messenger RNA. Its product is annotated as ankyrin repeat-containing protein BDA1-like. The record is from RefSeq and is a predicted model, not a curated record. Lineage: Eukaryota; Viridiplantae; Streptophyta; Magnoliopsida; Fabales; Fabaceae. Bases 5 to 1426 code for a protein of 473 amino acids. Gene Ontology annotation, molecular function: protein binding. The transcript is spliced from 2 exons.
AAACAUGAACACAGAAAGUGGUGACAAACUGAAGCAUUCAGCUGAAACAGGUAACAUAGGUUUACUCUAUGAAGUAAUUCAAGAUGAUCCAUAUAUUUUGAAAAACAUAGAUAAAAACCAAUUUGUAGAAACUCCUUUGCAUAUCGCUGCAUCUAGGGGUCAUCUCGAGUUUGCCAUUGAAAUCAUAAAUUUGAAACCUUCAUUUGCUACGAAGCUAAAUUUGCAAGGAUACAGUCCCAUUCAUGUUGCUAUGGACAGCCUCGCAAAUCUUACGGAGCGCCUCGGUGGUCUUGCUAUGGACAGUGCCCCUCGUCUUGCUAUGCAAAGCAGUAUUAAUCUUCAAAGGGCGAUGGUAUCUAAAUUGGUUGGCAUCAAUAAGGAUUUAGUUAGAGUUAAAGGAAGAGAAAGCUUGACUCCAUUUCAUUUUGCAAGUAAAAAUGGGGAGUUUGAACUUUUAGUGGAAUUCCUCACCAUUUGUCCGGAUUCCAUUGAAGAUGUAACUGUGAGAGGUGAAUCUGCAUUGCAUAUUGCUGCUAAGAUGGGAAAUCAUCUUGCCCUUUUCUUACUUCUUACAUGGCUCCUACAAAAUUGUCAAAGAGGUGCUAGAAAGCUGAAAUGGAAAAUAUUGAACCUGAGAGACAACGCAGGCAACACUGUUUUGCACACUUCAGCCCUUAGUGGUGUUCCACUGUGUCUUCAAUGGCUGGUAAACACUGGGAUGUCGUUGAAUGGAACGAACUUGGAGAAGAAAACAGCAUUUGAUUUAGCAAGUACUCCAGAGAUGAAGAAAAUAUUAACAAGUGCUAAAGACAGACGUUGCUCAAUACUGGCUAAGGUCGGCAUUCUUGAUGCCAUAAGUUGGAUAAGUAGAAUCCGAAGGGAUAUAACAGAGGAGCAGCGUAACACUUGGUUGAUAAUUGCAACUCUUGUUGCAACUGUAACCUAUGAAUCAGCAGUGAGUCCUCCGGGUGGAGUUUUCCAGGUUAGUGCAAGUGAUGACAAGAAUAUGAAAAUCAAGUCUGGAGAUAUGUAUUAUUCUACCCGAGGAAAUGCUGGGAAAUCGAUCUUAUCAAAAACUAGUUUCAUGGGUUUUUCAUUAGCGAAUAUGCUUUCCUUUUCUUUAUCAAUUAUAGCAAUAAUAAUAAUGACCCCAACGGGAGAACUAAGGCCCCUCGUGUUAGCUCCGGUGAUUUUUUUUACUCUUUGCUAUCUAAUUGCUAUGCCAGCAAUAUCUCCUACUCAUGCCAACACUAUGAUUCUUAGUAUCCCUAUGUAUUCAAUUUUUUCAAUGGUGGGUUUUAUGUUUUAUUUAUUUGGGUGUUGUUUUGUUAUAGGGAAGGUAAUGGAAUGUUUUUACAAACGCAUGAGAGCAACUCAAACCACUGAAACCCGGGUUUUAGACCUUGUAGUUUCAAUGUCUAAUUGAAUUUUCCAAUACAUUAUUUGGUUCAAUCUUAGCAAAUUGUGAACAAAUGUAUGUGUACUAAGUAUGGAACCCACGUGUUCCGCAAUCUAUU